Paramecium sonneborni is the source of this 2585-nucleotide messenger RNA. The record is from the annotation of a GenBank genome assembly. Lineage: Eukaryota; Ciliophora; Oligohymenophorea; Peniculida; Parameciidae.
CAAAAAUAUCAGUUAUGAUUCCAAAAAAACAAUAAUCAAGACAAGAAGCAAGAGCAAAAGUGGAUUCAGGUUUGAACAGAGUUUCAAAAAAAGAUUAGAUAUAGAAAAGACCAGAAUCAGCUGUUUAAUAGUAAUCGGUAUUGUUAUUAAAAUAUCAGUUAGGGUGAAAAAGAAUAAGAAAGUGAAUAAAACUUUGCAUACUAAACUGCUAUUUAAGAUAAAAUGAACAAUAUAGUUUAAGAUUACUUAUUAAAGCAAAACUUCUUAAAGACUUUGGAAUAGUUCGAAAAUGAAUCUUAAUAUAAUAAUCAAAGAAUUGGUAAUCAAAAAGAAUAUUAAAUGCUAUAAUAUUUUGACAGGGGAGACAGAGAUAAUUUUUUAAGGUUAUGGAAUUAACAUAUACCAUAAAAUAAUAAAUAAGAUUAUGAAUUAUGGAAAUUGGAAUUUUAUAUUUAAAUCUACUUUUUAAUUUAUCCAAUUCAUCCAUAUUUAUCAAAGAAAGGAUAGAUAGAUAAAUAAUCGAUCAAUGCAUUUAAACAAUUUCUUGAUUCAAAAGGUAUUAAAAUUAAAAUUACAUCAUUUUAGGAGAAGAUCUGUCGAAAACUAAUGAAGUACUUCCAUUUUAUGCUUUACCAUAUGUACAAUAACCUUAAAAGCAUUAAACAUUUUAACAUAUAUUUACUACUUAAUGGGUAGAAGAUUUAAAAGAACGUUUAAAAGAUUUUACUUUAUCAAUAUUUUAAAAUGAAUAAAUUACUCACUUGUAAAAACUAGUUUAAAAUUAUGAAAAUUCACAAUAACAAAUUUAGCAUAAUAAUAUUUAUUAAGAUAAUUCUAAAGAGCUGAAAAGAUUGAAUGAUUAGAUUUAAAAGUUACAGAAUGAUAAUUAUGAAAUUAAACAAAAGUUAAAUCAACAAGUUUAAGCAUAUCAAGAAUUGAACAAUCAUGCUGAAAAAAACUUUACUGAAGCAUAAUAAAAAUGGUUUUCUCUUUGUAAAGAAUUGAUGGUCGUUUCAAAAGAUUUAUAAAAAUAUCUAGACAACAAUUAGUCGAUGUAAAAUUAAUAGAAAAUCUAAAAUCUAAAAAAGAAGCUUUUAUAAUAUGAAAAAUUCCUUAAUCAAGACUUUGAAGAUUUAAUAAAUAAAUCAUAAGAUAUUUCAUUAUUUGAGAAGGCUAGCAUGGCUGAAUAAGAGAUUUCACAUAUAACUAAUAAUUAAUGUAAAUAUAAUUAUUUAAAGAAAUUAGAAUUACCAACUCCAAUCAAACCAAUUCAUGUAGAAGAAUAUGUUCCAUUAAACUAUCCUAAAAUAAUUUAGUUAUUUACAAAAUCUAAUAAUUAUUAGCAUGUAGCAAAUGUUUUAUAGGCUUUGAGAUGGAGAAUUACUAGAGCCAAAAAUGCUCUAUAGAGAAGAUAAGUGGUUGUUGCUUAUGCAACUCAUGAUAUAAUAGGAACUCACUCAAAAAAUAUAUUAUUAGCUUAAUAUUUAAUUUUAAAAUCUCACAAUUUAAUUUAAUGUUAAACUUUAAAAUUACUAAAUGCUUUAGCUUCAGAUUAUCAUGGUAGAUCCUAUUUAACUUUAAAUCCAACAUUAAUUAAAUUUCUGGUGGAUCUUAUUAAAAAAGAAUAAUCUGAUAGUCUUAUAAGAAAAAAUGCUAUCGGAGCUCUCUAAAAAAUGUCUUUAAGAAAACAAAGUUAAACAUUUAUGCUUGAAAAUAACAUAAUUUAUCAUACAUUGAUAAUUUUAAAGAAUGUAAAAUAGAAUACUAUAUUAGGAAUAAAAUAAUCUAAGUGAAUAUACUUAUGAAUAUAUUACUGCUCUUAUUAUGAAUUUAUCAUUAAGUACUAGAGGAAAGGAUGAAUUAAUUCAGCAUAAAGAAUUAGCAUUUGAAGUCUUAUAUGAUCUUAUUGAAUAUCCAAAUGAUUAAAUAAGAACUUUCACUAAUGGCACAUUUUAUUCAUUGUUCAGCAGAAAAACAAUUAGAGAUUAUGCUUAUAGUCUAGGAAUACCAUAAGAAUUACCAAGAUUAUUAGAAAAUUCGGAUGAAAAGUUCAAAAAAUAGAUUCAAUAUAUGAUUGCUUAGUUAUAAGCUGACGAAGAUGAUUAUGAUUAAUCAUAAAUGGAAGAAGAAAAUGAUGUUGAUGAUAUUGAAGAAGAAGAAGAAGAAUGUAUUGGAGACGAUGAUGAAGAAGAUGAACUAAAUAUUUAAGAUAAUAUAAUAGGAGAAGAAUUAUUAUCAAAAGAUUUUGAAUUAGUUGGAGAUGAAGCUGAAAAUCAAAAAUUAGUUAUGGAUUCUAUCAUUUUAAAAGAAGUCUAAUAAAGAAAUGCAUAAUAAGAAUAAAUUAGAGAAUCUCAAUUAGAGAAAAUGCCUGUUGGAUGUAAUUCUUUUUUCAUUAUUUUUUAGAAAUUCCUUUUUAUAAUGAUACUAAUGAUAAAAAAUCUUAUUAAAAAGUGCAAUAGUUUCAUAAUCAAUAAAAGCAAUUAAUUCAAGGAUAAGGACAAUAAAACAUUAAUUAUAAUGAUCUAUAAGAAUUUGCUCCUAAACCAAAAAUUCCUAGAACCCCUCCUGGGGCCUCAAAAAAAUGA